GAUUGGGCCAGCCAGUCUAUACACUACUGCCAGUGAUGGUCUGAAGCCUGAUGGCAUUCUGUUGUGUCAACAUUUCCAAUGCCCGUCUGUUGGAGCCUGGUGAGAUCCACAUGUUUUUGUCAUCACUUGUCAUGUGCAGGAACUUCCGUGUGUAUCGCAAUGUCAAGAUUAACGAGCUUGCCGCUGGCAUAGCGGACAAGGUCUAGCUGUCACCUACGCUAUCAGCCUGACUCGGAUUUCCUAAGAAGUUGGCAACCGU
Aspergillus novofumigatus IBT 16806 is the source of this 259-nucleotide messenger RNA. RefSeq lists its product as uncharacterized. The coding region runs from base 51 to 206 and encodes 51 amino acids. The transcript has a single exon. The record is from RefSeq and is a predicted model, not a curated record. Lineage: Eukaryota; Fungi; Ascomycota; Eurotiomycetes; Eurotiales; Aspergillaceae.